AUGAAACAUAAUGCUUCUAAGCUUAUCAAGGGAGAUUACACAUAUCUUGCUGAUCUUUCCUGUGAUAAUCUGGACUGUGCCGUAAAAAUCUAUUCAGAAGCAAAAAUUUUCAACGUGAAGCUGGGAUCAUACAAGCUGUCAUCUCCAAAUGGGUUGCUUGCUGAGGUUCAAAUCUUUAAACAUGAUAAAUUAUGUCUCUGAUCAGAGGACUCGCCAUUUGAUUCUAUUCAACUUUGCACUCAUAACUUGCAUUUUCUCUGUUGAUGCAGAGUGCAACGGUUGCUGAUUCUUUAGUUGGUGUCUUCUCGUACAGGCCUUUUGAAUCUGAAUUAGACUGGAGUUUUGUGGCAAAAGCCUCUCCAUGCUAUAUGACCGUAUGCUAUUCAGAGCUUACUUCUAAUUGAAAUUUUGACAGAUCAGAACUCACGACAUCUUUUGUUUAUUUGAUGCAGUAUUUAAAAGACUCAGUUGAUAAUAUCAUUUCUUUCUUCAAGAAUAGCACAGCCAUUAGUCAGACCCUAGCUUUGGAGACUGCUGCUGCAGUUCAGGUCUUUUCAUGUCAAUGUGCUAUUUAAAUGAAUCUUAGAUUCCAUUCAAUAUCUUGAUGAUUGAAGAUAUGUUUCUUUUCUUUUGCUUUUUAGAUGACGCUUGAUGGAGUAAAGCGCACUGCCCAGCAACAAUUUACUCGGGCGUUGAGGGACCAUGCCAGGUUUCUAUCAUACAAUUACUAACAUGGACUCAAGUAAUGAUGUAUUAAUUUAAUAAACCUUAUAUGUGAAUCUUGUGCUUCAGGAACUAGUAGACAAAUUUCAUUUGAUCAUCUUAUUUUCCUGUAAUCUAAAAAUAUAAGCCUAUUCAGGUCAUGUUAUUGGGGAUCUUUGGUAAAAAUGAUUUAGAACAUUUUUCUCUACUCAUUAUCAUUAUUCGUCCCUAACUGCUAUUGGUUAUGAUGGUAGUAAACAUAGAAUCUGUUUCCCAUUGUAGCACUUCAUUUGAUCCAUGGUACUAAUUGUUUUUGAUGCACAUGAAGUGAAGCACACAAUUGACUUAGCCCCAAUAAUACUUGUGACAAUUUCUGAAUACUAUUUCCCCCUGCAUUUUCUCUUACAUCUUUUCUUCCUAGGUGUAGCUUCUCAGCUGCCAUAAAAUGGAAAAAUACUGAUGUCCCUAUAAGAUUUGCAUGUGGGUGGGCAAUUCUCUUGUGAACGUGCUUCAUUUGGAUAACUGAUGAUUCUGAAAUCUGCCAUGUCUCAUACUGCUAUUUUAUGGAUUAAUAGUGGAUUUUGCUGAAACAUUAAUAAAUGGUUGUCUAAAUUUUUUUAAAUGGCAUUGAUGUCAUCUUAGCCAUUCUCCUAGGAGUGGGUAUCGAAUACUGAAAGGCAGUGCCAACCGUUAUGUCAUUUCCCAUCUUCCAUUUCAAAUGUUGAGGUUCUCAUUCCUUGUUGUCUUGUCAUCAUGCUGACAUGAAUAGAUACCUGCAUGUUUAUUGUACUCUCAUGAGGCUUCUGUAGCCAUUAUUCGUUCAUGCCUGUAUUCUUGACUGCUAUUUUCAAUUCAUAUCGUGCUAUUGAUGCUUACUACUUCUUUGAGUUGUCUGUUCCCUUGUAACUGGUGCCAUGAAAUUCUGUCAUGACUUUUUUUGCAUUGUCAUGACUUUUGCUGUUAAUAAAUGUUCUCCAAUGUUCCAUCAAAGUAUCCAAAUUAAUUUUAGAAUAUCCUAUGAACUCCUGUACUCGGUGCUCCUCUUUUAUCUGAUUUUCAAGUCAUUCAACAUUGCAAAGUUCAUCUAUGUUUUCCCUGCAUGUAAUGCAUCAAGUAUGCUUAAUGUUAGUUAUAGAUGAAAUUACAAGUAUUUCUUACCUUUUUUUCGUCAUUUAUAUGUGUUUACUCUGAUUUUGGCUUCGAUAUAUUGUCAACUGUUUCUAUCUGUCUUCCUAUCAGAUCUUGUUUCAUAAAUCAGUUUGGCGAUGAUUCUUGUUUAAUUGAAAGUGUUUUUUUGCUACAUUUUCCUUCUUGUAGGUUUUUUCUAGAUUUGGAUAUCGCUGCUCCAAAGAUUACUAUCCCUACCGAAUUUUACCCUGAAAAUACCUGUACUAAACUUCUACUUGAUCUUGGACACCUGAAGCUCUCAACAGAGGUCAUUUAUUCCAUUCAAGCCACCAUGUAGCCACCAUUUUAUCUUUGUGCUUAGCAAUGUGUAAUUAUGAUGUAAAGUCUCUUGAAAACAUGCAGGAUGAAAAUGAGUUGUCCUCAACUGAACGAGAAGAUUUGAACUUUCAGUUCAAUGUGGUCUUGAAUGAUGUGUCUGCAUUUAUGGUUGAUGGGGAAUAUUCUUGGAGCCCAGCUCCUGAGAUGCCUUCCAGUUCAACAGAGCUAAAUAGUGUCCUCCCUGUGAUUGACAAGUGUGGUGUACUAUUAAAGCUGCAGCAGGUUGCUAUUCUCUCUAUAUUUACUUUUUUUUAGAAUUUAAUUCUUAGCGUGAAAAAUUCUAUAUGCUUAUGUUUUAUUUUGAUUGAUCAGAUUCAGUUGGAAAAUCCACUCUAUCAAAGAACAAAGCUCGCCAUUCACCUGCCAGUGCUUGGUUUCCAUUUCUCACCAGCUCGCUACCACCGGCUGAUGAAAGUUUUGAAGUUGUUUCAGGAUGAUCAUACUGAUGCCGCAGAUAUGAUUCGUCCUUGGGGUCAGGCAGAUUUUGGGGGUUGGCUAUCUGUUCUAUCGUGGAAGGUUUGCUCUCCUUUUCUUUUCUUUAGAUAGGGUUCUCAGGUGACAUUACAUGCCAAUAAUCUCUAUCAUCUCCUUUGCUUUUUAGGGUGUAGGUAACCGAGAAGCUGUGUGGCAACGCAGAUAUUUGUGUAUUGCUGGUCAAUUUCUCUAUGUGCUCGAAAAUCCUACUUCCAAAACAUACAAACAGUAUUUCAGGUUUCAACCCUUUAUUUUCUUAGUUCCAAUGCCAGUUUUGAAUUUAUUUCUUGACAAGAGGUGAGCUAUGAAUAUAUUCUGAAAAGGUGGUUGAGUUGAAGUAAAUUUCAAAGGAUUUUGUACGCUUUUUUCUUAGGUUAGUAGCUUGAACAACUUAGUAAACCCUUUUUUUCAUUCUAUUACAGGAGUCCACUGUCUUAGUAAUUCCUGAGUGCUUCUAGUUUCCUAACUUAUCUUCAUCAUCAGGUAGUAAAGGGUAAUCAUGACCAUGCCAAGUCAGUGGACUUCCAAGCUUUGGCUCCUAGUGUAUGAUGUGCUCAAUUUUCCUGAAGGCGUUAAGGCACAACAUAUGCCCACCAUUUAUCUAUAGAUUAUAAAUCCGUCUUUACAGACAUCUAGCCUCAAAUCAUAGGAAGUGCCUUUUGUGAGGCUAGUGCAGUGUACAUUUGCCGAUUGUGAUGAUCGUACCAUUUAAAAGAGUAUUUGAGCGAAGAUUGAAUAUUAUAGUACUUGGUGGUACACAAGUGGUUCAAUCAUUCUGUAGGAACUUAUUUUAAUCUGCGCUUACAACCUAAUACUUUUAAAAGAUGUUCUAAGUGAGUUCCUUAGGUUCCACGUUUUCUUUCCAUUGUGUAAAUUUCAAAACUUGAAAUUUAGGGAAUGCCAAGUUUUUUAGAUGCUUUUUGAAAGUAACCGUCUUUGAGUUUGGAAGAUGAAAUCAGGUAAUUUGUUCACUAUUUGAUGAAAUAAAGUACGAUCCUGACAUGUGCUGUCUAAUGGGAGCCUGACUGAACGUUAACCGAGAAAAUUCUUGUGAACUUCUUAUAACUCCCUGCUAACAUAGCUAUCUUGUUUUGAAGUUUGCGGGGCAAGCAGGUGCAUCAGAUUCCGUUGGAGUUCCUUGGUGAUGAAGAGCAUGUUCUUGCAUUAAGUGAUGCUAGUCAGUUGACCACGAAGGUUUGGCAAAAUUUUAUGCUCAUGAAUAGUGUUUAAUAAAAAUCUAUACGGCAUUGAUUGUCUGCCAUUCAGCAGGUUGUUGAAGAUGCCAGUGCUAUAAUUUUACAUUGUGACUCUGAUGAUUCUUGCAAGACUUGGCAGAAUCGCAUUCAAGGGGCUAUAUAUCGUGCAUCGGUAUCUUUUCCUUCUGAUUUAUCAUAUUUAUCUACUUGUAACCUGUUGAAGUUAACAUGGUUAUGCAACUCAGGUUUUGAUCUUUAGCUUGGAGGCAGACAAUGUAGUUUUUUAUAUUCCGACUCCACUGUAUUGCAUCUUUUACAGAAGUAGAAUGAUAGAUCUGUGAAUUUUAAUGAAUUUGAACCGCUUAUGUUAAUGAAUAAUCACAUAUAUAUAGAUUUGAAUGGUUUUUUAACUCAUUGUUUAAUGGGGUUAAGCAAUAUGAGGCGUAACUGAGAGUAAGUUCUAAUGGAGGAAGUGUCAUAUACUCACAGUACCAAAUUGCAUAUUAAAAUCUGAGGGAAUUUUUCUAGCUCAUACCAGUCCAGUUUAACUGUUGUAGUGGCUACAUGGAGGACCUGCACAGCUAUGUGCCCAGUUGGCUAACCAAUACUCAGAUCAGGGCAGCCGGAGUAAGAUCAGUUGCAAUUCAGGCGGGCAUAGUUUGACUCAACCGUACACUCUUAUUACUUGGGCUCUAUCAGACAUAUUAUUCUGUCUGGUUAAUUGUAUUCAUACAAUGGGCUAAACCCAUACGAGGGUAGUAUAGGUCAGAUUGUUAUAGACCUCUCAGACUUACCUUUCAAGGAUUUUUAACCCCUAAUCUUAUCUGACUAUUCCAAUCUUGUUGAAAUGAGUUUAAGUUGUGGAUGGAUAUGUUGAAUUUUAGAAUUGUUGACGGGACAGAAUCCUGAGGAUAGAUGUGUCUAGAACGUUCUAGGGUCUGGUCAUUAUGUGUCUAGAAUCUUCAAGGGUCCGGCAUAAACACGAGACCCCUCUACCUUGUAACAGAUUUUUUUCUCUUAGAAUAAAAACAUUUCCUCCAUUGGUGCGAGGGUUGUUUUUCCAGUCCACUGGACCUGGUUUGAUCUUCAACAUGGUAUUAGAGGAAAUCCUGGUGAAAUCGCUGCUUUUUUCUCUUCCGCAACAAUCUAUUCUUCUAAAAUAACGGUUCUUGAACUAUUUGUCCUCCUCUGAGUCGAGUAUUGUUGGAGCUAAAGUUGCUGGGCGUAUGUUUACUCUAUGAUGCUAAUAAAAGAAUUAACGAUUCCCAGUCAUGAGUAGGCCACAAGAAAUGUUGCAGCUACAAAGGGCUUAUAUCUACAAGGAUCUCUCAUUCAACUAUUUUAUGCCAAUAUUCUUUUCUUCCUCUCUGUGAUUGAUUUCUGAGAAUUAUAUCUACAUCCUUUCCCUUCCACUAAUUAAUGUCACUUUUGGGUACAUUCAAGAAGUACAAGAUCAGGUAUAUAUUUAAUGCGGUUGCCGUUUAUCCAGGGUCCUGCUGCUGUUUCUGGCUUGUCUGAUGCUUCAACUCCAGGAAUUCUGAAACAAAAACAAAUGGAGGAAGAGAUGGGAAAUCUCUUCGAUAUGGAGAGACUGUUUAUCACUGGAGUUUUAGAUGAACUAAAGAUUCGGUUCUCUUGCAACUAUAAUGUUGGUUCUCAAACUCGUUUUUUAUACUAGUUUUCUUUUUUAUGUUAUAUUACAAGUGUUAUUAAGUCCCUAAUUGCUUUGAUUUUUCAUUUCGUUAGACCAAUCAGAACUUCAAAGUGAUAAUGCUUGGUAAAGAAAGUGGCUUGCUUGAGUUCAGAGCAACCGGUGGCCAGGUGAUUUUCUAUCUGGCUUUCAUUCACCCUAGGUAAAAUGAUUUGUCUUUCCAACUGGAUUAAUCUCAUUUAUUGAUGGAAACAGGUCGAGGUCUCUAUCAGAGAGAAUGACUUGUUUAUUGGUACUCUUUUGAAGUCGCUGGAAAUAGAAGAUCUAUUUCACUGUGAGGGGGUACCUAAGCCUCGAUACCUUGCAAGAUCCUUUAUCAAGGAUACUGAUGACUCCGCAUGGAAUUUAUCACCAUUUUUCACCACUGUUGGUGACCAGAACUCUGUUAGCAGUGAACAAAAUGAAACUGACACUGAAGAGAAAUUUUUUGAGGCUUCUGAUGAUCUCAGUGACUUCAUAGAGGCAACAAUUCAACCUCAGGGAGUCAUCCCUGAAUUUUUGAGCUCUAGGAGUUACUUUCCACCUGAAAAUUCUUCUAUGAAUGCUCCUAGUUUUAAUCGUAUCCCAGGUUUACUACCUGAUGCCAAAUCUUAUGAUAAGUCAGACUUUAAAGAGGCUGCUACAUUGGAUAAUUUUGUUAAAGCUCAAAUAAUUAUCUUUGACCGGGAUUCUUCUUUGUACACCAGCAUCGAUAAACAGGUGAGUAUGUGCUAUUUUUAUUCAAGUGAAUUCAUUUUUUAUUUUUUAAAAUUCUUCAUUUAAUUUUCAUGUAAGCCUAAAUUUAUAGAUAAAUUUAUAUAAUUUAUCUUGUUCUCGAACUCGUUGUAGGUAAUGCUGAGCAUAGGAUCAUUAUCGUUUUUCUGCCAUCGUCCCACAAUCCUUGCUGUCUUGGAAUUCGUCAACGCUGUUAGUGCCAAGGAUGACCAAGCUGUGCCUCAAUAUCCUGCUUCGGCUUUUGAGAUAAAUAGUUCAAAUACUGUGCCUAGUCCAUCAAACUCUGAUCUUCCUCAAGAGCCUGUUAUCAAAGGGUUGCUUGGAAGGGGAAAAUCUAGGGCCAUCUUCUAUUUAAUGUUGAACAUGGCCAGAGCUCAAAUUUUCUUGAUGAAUGAAAAUGGAAAAUGUCUUGCUACGUUAUUACAGAAUAAUCUACUUAUCGAUAUCAAGGUCUUCUGAAGAACCUUUCCACUUUGGUUAAUUCUUCUUCUCUACAUAACCUUUUAUCUCAUUUAAUUCUUCUGCUUUCUUCCAAAGGUGUUUCCAUCUUCGUUCCAGAUAAAAGCUGCUCUAGGAAACCUGAAAAUAAGUGACGACAGUCUCCCUUUGGAACAUUCUUACUUUUGGGUUUGUGACAUGAGGAAUCCAGAUGGAAGCUCAUUUGUCGAGGUACUGUAUGAAUCAUCCAAGCACAUUUCUUUUGUAGUCUGAAGCUUAUAAUUUAAUACACAUCAAAUUUUAAGGAUAUUUGUCUGUUGCCUUUGACUAACAAGUAGAUACUUCUCAAUUUUUCAUCAAGCAUCCUUGUUUUGAACCGGACAAUUUUCUUGUUUGGUACAUGUGGAAAACUAUACAGUGAUGCAAAGAUGAUAUACAGUGGGAAUAAAGCUCUAUUUGUUAUUCAUGUCAUAGAUGGCUGCUUGUUAUAUAGAAGUACUACUUGCAUGAAAUACACAAUGGUUAUGAUGGAAAACCACUUUGUAAUGUAAAUUUGAGUAAGCUUUUGGAUAGACACAAGAUUUGUGUACAUUCUAGGGAUAUGAAGAACAUUUUUUAAGGUCAGUGAAGGACUUAUUUUAAUGUCUCCUUCACCUACUACUAUGGUCAAAGAACCAUCUGUUGUUAAUAUUUUCCUUCUGGUUUGGACAAGGAGAGUAUGUGAAGAAGACAUUUGGUAAGUGGGUCAUAUGGUUGGUAGCUUCUGAAUCAAUGUUCCAAGAAUUAUCGGAGGUUGUAUCUCAGGCAUUUAAUCUAAAGAGGAUGGAAACGUGAGUGAGUAUGCCAAUAAACAAGAAUCAAGCUUGUUAAUUAGAGUUCUCACCCUCUUGAUCUCUUCUCGGUUGAGGUCACCUCUAGCCAUCAUCGUCAGGCUGUUCAUGCUUUGUCAUUCAAGCCUCAAGCUUCUUCUGCUUUCCUCUAAUUAUGAUAUAGCUGUCAUCUCUACAAUUUCUAAUAUUUGUAGAAAAACUGACGUCUUUUGGUGUUUAAGGCCGAGAGGAUAUUGACAAAUAAGGUUGAUGAUCAAAAGAGGUUAUCAACUGUUGGUGUUUAAGGAAAUAUUGUAAAAGACUGAAGGUAUUUUGGGGUAGUUGUCUAGGGUUUCUCCUUAUAUAAGAGGUGUUAGAGGUGAGUGAAGAGAGAGGUGGCUGUUUGGCAUUCUCCCCUGUUCUUUGUGACAGAGGUUAUUCUCCAUGUGCCUACGUUUCUCUACAUGGUAUCAAAGUUGGUUUAGGGUUUCAAACACCUCUUUGGCACUGUCACAAGUUAACGCCACCAUUGCCGACAUCUUUCACUGCCUAUGCCGUGGUUAUUAGUGCUGUGCUGCUUUUUGGUGAGGUCUUCUACCUCCACCAAGUAUCUUUCCGGUGAGAGUUUCCACCUCUACCGUGCUACUUUCCAACAAGGCCUUCCACGUCUGCCAAAUAUCCUUCCAGCGAGGCCUUCCACCUCUGCCAUACUACUUGCUGGCGAGGUCUUCCACCUCUAUUGAGUAGCUUUCCAACAUCAUUUCUAUGUAGUCAUCUGUCAGUCCAAUGUCUGUCCUCUGUCUGGUGAUGUCCAACACUGGCAUUCUCUACUAGUUUCGUCCUUUGCCCUCCUCAAUCUAACUUCUAUUCAGAAAUGUUCUCAAUCAAGUGCCAUCUUGAGCGUGUCAAGGUCAUCUGACGUCAUUCAAUGUCAUCAUGCAUAUUCCCUCGUAGUCUGACAACAUCUUGUGUAGUCUGGCAUUAGAAGGCAUCAUUGUCCUACAAAGUAGGACUGCAACAUCUCAUCCUAAUAGAAGAUGAGCUUUUCGACACCAUCACAAGGGGAGUUACUGCCACAACAGGUGAUUGUCGUUAUAAAUUCGUUUUCCAACAAGUGAAUGUUUAUCAGUGGCUUAGUCAAGAUGAAGUUUUCCAAAGUUCAUCUUAAAGGGGAGUACUAUAAGUGCUAGGUUGUAAGGAAAUACUGUCAAAGACUAAGGCUAUCUUGGGACAAUUAUCUAGGGUUCCUCCUUAUAUAAGGGGUGUUAGAGGUGAACGAAGAGAGAUGGUUAUCUGCUGUUCUCCCCUGUGUCCUCCAUGACAAACGUUAUUCUACCUAUACCUAUGUUUCUCUACAUCAACAAUCAAGGCUAAAAGGAUUGACAAUGAAGAUCAGUGAUCAAAAAAAGGAUUGACGAGCAAAACUAAAAAUGGAGGAAUUGACGAUCUGCAGCCUCCACAAAAGUGUGUCGUAAAGUAUGGAGUGCUUUGACAACAACCCCUAGGAUGCUCUCUCACAUCCAACACAAAAGAGGAGAGAAAAAAUGGCACAAACAUGGCAUUUGCUGCCUUUGAUUCCGUCAUUAGUUCUUCCCUGUGGUCAGGCGCCCAGAACUCGAGAUCUCCUAGUUGUAUGAACAAAGUGGCCCUAGACUAAUCUAAGUACUAAUCAGAGUAAACCCUAGGCUGUGGCAGAAGGCAGGAAGCAAACCCCAGAUUUUCUGGAGGCCUGUGACUACAAACUAGGCUCUGAUACUAUGUCAAAAACUAUACAGUGACACAAACCCUGGGAGGAUAUAUAGUGGAAAAAAAAAUCUCUGCUUGUUGUUCAGAUCAUAGAUGAUUGCUAGUUAUAUAUAUAGGGACCAUGAAACAAAAAACUAUCUAACAAAAUAAGAAGCUGACAAAAUAGGAAACUGACCAACUAAGAGCUGAACUCCUAAAUAUAUGUUCUUUUCCACACUAGCUCACUGUCUCUCUGGUGGGGUUGACAUCCUUAUUGUUGAUCAUUUGGGGUACAAAGGGUGGUGUGAAUUUUCUUACAACCUACUUAUUGUCUUUUGUGAAGAAUAUUCUAAAUCCUUUUAUAUCUUACCGACUACCUUUUCACUAGACUUUGUGAUAAGACUAUUUUUUACAUGUCUUGUUGAUAGAUUGCCAUAAAUGGCUGACAGCCUACCUACACUCCUUUCAGCAAACUACCAUGAACCAAGUUCUUGUAUGUUUUCUUAUCUUGUCAUCAGGCUGGCUUGAACAUAUGCCUUCAUGUUUAUUGUCCUCUCAUGAGGCUUCUGUUGCCAAGAUUCUUUCAUGCCUUUAUUCUUGACUGCUGUUUUCAACUCAUACUGUGCUACUCUUGCUUCUUUUUUGACUUCGUCUGUUCUCAUAUCACAUUUACUAAUUCACACCUAACAAGGUUUUCUUAAAUGAAUGCUGUUCCAAAAACUGUAUGAGAAUUAUAAUUGCUAGAAAAAGAAGAGUAGGAAUGCUUUUUAAAAAUAAGGAUGAUCAUUACAGGGGUAUUACGGUCAUUUGGAAUAUCUGUUGCACAAUAAAAAUAAUCAAGCGUUUGAGAAAGAAUGGAAAAGUUCUAAUAGAUUGCUUUAUACUAUUUGAGUGUUCCGUUCCCAAUGAAAGCAGCUGCAUUAAGUUCAAGAGAACGUCAAAUAUUUUUUUAUUCGAAGCUUUACCGGCAAGCUCAUAUUAGUUCAUAGUUUGAUUCCAUGUUCAAGUACUGAAUUGCGCUAUUUUCUUAAAAAAUGAGAAUUGAAAGAAUCAGAUACGAAAACUUAUCAAGAGUAAAUUGGGUUAACAUCUACUGUGUAUGUGUUUUGUUGUAAUUGUCAGGCCAAAAAUCUGUCAGAAUUAGUAAGAUUGGGAAUAGUUUUCCAGAAUGAUUGGUGAUUUUCUGGUAAAGAUAAAGAGUAAAUGGUUUGAGUGAGGUCAGAUAUAAUGCUGCUAUUUCCUUUGACUUGUCACUGAAUUUUGUAUUACUGAGGCAAGUUGUCUCUUAUCUGAAUCUAAUGAAGGAUGAUCUAUUUAACGUCCUCCAUUUCUCCUCUGCCUUUACCCGAAGGACCUUGAAUUUUAGGUGUCCAAGUUUUUUACUUGAGAGGGCCGUCAUUUCUCAAUGCGAAAGAGCUUUUAUCAUUUCUAAAUCCUCAUUGAAGGGUGUUAUUGGUUGGAACUCUCUCAUAUCUCUUUUAUCAUACCUCAUUGAAGGGUAUAAUUCAUAUACUAUAUUGUUCAAUUUCAAAGUAAGCCUCCACUUUUGGGCUCUAUAUUAAAACGUAUGUUAUAUUUCAAGAUUAUUGUUUUUUCCCACAUUUUUAGUUAUAUUUUUCGUGUUGCUGAGUCCUUUGAUAUGCAGCUUGAUUUCAAUUCAUUUAGUGUGGAUGAUGAAGACUAUCCUGGCUAUGAUUAUAGCCUCAUUGGAGAGCUCUCAGAAGUACGGAUUGUAUAUUUAAAUCGUUUCGUCCAGGAGGUAAAUCAUCUUAAAAUAUGGUAAAAUCAUUCUUAUUUCUGCAAUAGUUUGUUUCUUCCUUUCCAUGAACUGUAAUUUAUGCAGGUUCUUAGCUACUUUAUGGGCCUUGUCCCUACCAGUUCGAAAGGAAUUGUUAGACUCAAGGAUCAGGUGUCUGACUCAGAGAAAUGGUUUACAACAACUGAAAUACAAGGAUCACCAGCUUUAAAAUUGGAUCUUUCAUUGAGCAGGCCGAUUAUACUAAUGCCUCGGAGAACUGACAGCCCUGAGUAAGGAACCUAGCUUUUUAUCUUUUAUACUGUAUUGUCAAUUAUAUUAUUUGUGUUUAUAUUUUGAUAUUCAUUUAUACGUCCUGUAAUUAUUGCGUACAUUUUUCUUCAGCUACCUACAGCUUGACGUGCUCAAAAUAGCUGUCCACAACACAUUCCAAUGGUUUGGGGGUGACAUGAACGAAAUGAGUGCUGUCCGCCUGGAAAUAUUGACUAUCAAGGUUCCUUUCUCUAUUUCCUUUUCAAUGUGAUAAUAUCAGUAUACUAGCCGAGUGGCUAGACAUUUCUUUUCUCUUGUAGACUGGUUUUGAUCUAUCUUUUUAAUGGUUAUAGGAGCCGGGUCUUAGUAUUGGCUAUCUUUGUUGUUUUAUGAACAAAUUUUCUGGUUUUCUCUCCGCUCUAUAUUACGCUACUGUGAUUGAGCCUUGUGUAGCACCAACUAUAUAGCGUUUUGUAGGUUUUCACACCCCUUCAUUAACUCUAUAAAAUGGUCGACACUGCACAUCUUUUCAGUAAGAAUGUGACUCUGUUUUGCUGUGUUCAUACUAGAAUGAGUAAUUUUAUGGAUUGAAGCAAACAAAAAAAACGAAUCUCAAGAAAUUUAGAGCCUUGUGACAUUUUUAUGGAACAGAAGUUGACGUUUCUUCCAGACUAAGAGAAGGAUGUGCGGCCCAACUUAGAACCUCUUUAAAUCAAUUACUUUUUCCCCCAACUCUUGAAGCUCACAAUAAUCAAGAAACAGGGUUAAUUUUAUUUUCUUGUGAUUGUACUCAUCAGAAUAAGCCUAUCGCGAUGUAGUGAAUAUUCAAUCCUAGGAUAAGAAGCGAUGAUGGAUCCUUUUCUUGUAUUAUUGACAUUACUUCCAUCAGUUUUAGUCAUUCUUUCUUGUAUUGAGGCGACAUGUGACAUAGAACGUUGAGGAGUAUUAGUCCUCUGAGGAGAGGUCCGAAGAUUUAAUGACUUAAGAAUCGCUCCAGCAACGGCAGGACAUACUCAGAGUAGUGCCUUGUAUGUACAACUGAGCUACCCGGAUGGCGAAAGUAGGUUAGAAGUUUUAGAAUGUCCUGUCAUAUUAGUUUUAGUAGAGAAAUCCUCAAAAGUGGGUGUCCCUGAAUAACAAAACAAUCAACGUAACCAUGAUUGUCCCUUUGCUUAGUGACCUUUCUUCUCUAUUUUGAAUUUUCAUGGCUUCUUAGAAUGUUAACUCCUAUCUAUUUUCAGCUUCAUGAUGAUGUUUUUUCUAUAGUGUGUAAUUCCUGUCUUUUACCUUUCUCUUCGACUUGACUUCUUGGUCCCCUUUCCUUGUUAAUAAUAUUCGCAAAGGUUGAAUACUCUCCCACUUAAGAACAAACCCAUUUUGAGUUCCUGUCUAUCACCUUUCACCCAUAAUCUUAUAAUGCACAUUUUCUUGUAGGGGGAUAGAGUUAAAAUUCAAGAGUUGUGCUCUUAAUGUGUUAAAUACACUAUUCUGUCCUAUCAGAAAAAACACAUCGUCCUCAAGAAGGUUCUUGUGUCUCAUUUGAUAUUCAAUAUAAGAUCAUUCCUUUAUGCAGAAGAAAAUCUAAUUCACAAUAAUCCUCUUCAAGACAAUGGAAUUACUGGUAAUAGACAUCAAAUCGUUCUUUAAGUUAUGAUAUUCAUGAUUCAGUAGGUAAAUCUAGACAGUAUCUUUCUUCUGGCUAAAAUUUCCUCUUAUGCCUUGCACCUAUCACUUUCCGUGUUCUUACUCAGAAUCAGUUGCUGUCCUUUUUGUCAUAACAUCUAGUAACCCAAAUAUGAGUAAGCUAUUUUCAGCAAACAAACCUUCUAUUGGGGAUCAGUAAUAGCAGGUUGUCAGUUUUCCCAUAAGAUCAUUUGGUUGCAGGAUCCAAGAUAAAGUUUUAUUUCACAACUCAAGAUGCCGAGUUUUGGUUAAUUUGUUUGCUGACUGUAAUCUGCAAUGUUGAGGCUGGGAACCAAUCCUUGUAUCAGCAGUCAGUCAUAAUGAUCUAUUUGGUGGCUGUGAUCUGUAAGGUUGAGCGUUCUCCCCUCUCCUAGCAAAGGAGUUUGUUAAUACUGUUGGGAAUCGACCUGACCCAAUGUCCUUCUCGUUCACAUUGGUUUCCCAGCGAAGAAUCUGGUUUUUUCCUUGGGUAAAAUAUUCUUCUUUACGUCUUUCUGCUGCUGUCGUCACAGUAGGGGAGGUUGAAGGGAAGAGACUGAGUGAGGUGGGCUAAUGAGUCACGUAGGGCGCAACUCUCUCCUUCGUGUGUCUGUGGCCAAUGACAAGGGGCCGGCUUCUCAUGUUUCUGCACGGGGGAGAACAAGAGAUACAUCCUAUUCCCCUUCCCACAUACCUGGUAGUGCCCGUCAGUCAUGGUGGCUUGUGUUAAGGAUCAGUGAUAGACCCCAUCCUUAUGCAAGUAUAGAUAAUGCAUAAUGGGUGUACCUGGUUGUAGGAUUCAAACUAGAUGUGGGUGUCAACGCCUAUAGAUACGUGGAAUCCGUAUAUAAUCAGGGAAAUCGGCAAUAUUUGGGUGUACUGUUCGUAUUCAUAUGGAUUACCUUAAUUUGGUACUUACUGAUCCAAUCAAGGGUGAUGUAAAAUUCGGGCUAUACCUGUAAGCUAGUAAUAUCUGUACUGAAAAAUUGGGAACUUAACCAAUUGACAACAAAUUGAGGUUGUGAACCUGAAGAUGUGCAUUGAAACCUUGGCAGGAUACGGAUCAUUCAUUUCCAUGGUUUAAUAAAUGAGUAUUUAUUACUAAUGAUUGUUUCCAAAAAACUGAUGGUUGUAUUUCUUUGAAAUUUUUUGAUGAAAUGCUUUGGAACUGGACCAGAGAAUAAUGAAUCAGCAAAGUUGUGUCCUGGUAUUUCCUCACUACUGUUUUCUCGACCACAAUGAAAUUUUCAAUUAUGAUCGCCAUAUUUUCUAUCAGGUCAAGGACCACUAAAGUUUUAUUCCUAUCAUUUUCUGGAAAGUAUGAAUAAUUGGCUUGUCUUUAUGUUUCUUGAUGAAGUAUAUUUUUGUAACUACACUUCUGUGCGAUGUUUUUUAUGGCUUUAACAAAAGCAGUAGUCGUUUAUAUUUUAGAAAAGCUGUAUCACAGGUUAGCUUCCAGACAAUUUAUUUCAAACUUGACAUCUAGAAAGCUUAUAUUUUGAAAUCAUUAUACCCAAUGUAUAUGUAUACCAGGUGAAAGACAUCAACCUGACCAUUGGUACGGGAACUCUUACUGGCGAAAGCAUUAUUCAGGAUGUGAAAGGUCUUUCUAUUAUUAUUCAGAAAUCUCUCCGAGAUUUGUUGCAUCAAAUUCCAUUGACAGAAAUAAAUAUCAAGGUAGUGUUUAUGAUUAAACUUCACCGUUCGACUUCAUCUUUUAGGUUUCUCCAUUCAAGAUGUUAAAGGUUCUUUUCACUAUUUUUUUAUGCUGUUGUUCAUAGCUUUUCCGAUGAGGCAUUUAUGACCACCUUUUUCAAUUGCCAAAAUUUAUUUCAACUUUAAAUUCAAUCCAGGAUCUUUCUUAUUUCUUUUUGCUUGCUUAUUAUCCAGGUUAAAGAGCUAUCCGCCUCUUUAUCCAAUAGAGAGUAUGAGAUAGUUACUGAAUGUGCUCUAUCCAAUAUAUCUGAGACCCCAAAUUAUGUGCCUCCUUUGAACAUUGCUUUUCAUACUGCUGCUGAGGAUGAGGGUGGAUCACUAGUUUCUCUUGCUUCUGACUCUGCUGAAGGAACUAUAGAAGGAGAAGCAUGGACAAAAUUUAAAAUAAUGGUUUCUAUCAGUUUGGUUAAGCUAUGUUUGUAUUCAGGUAUAGCAAGGGAUUCAUGCUUGGCGACAGUGCAGGUAUUGGAGUAUACUUUUUUGCAGAUAAUUCUUUAAUACAAGUUUUCUUGCAGUCAUUAUGAGAUUUUCAUGACUCUAAAUCUCUGUUCUACGUGAUGUGUUUUUAUUCUUCAUGAUUGUUAGAAUAGUUCCAUGUCAAAUGACAUGAAAUAGAUCACCAAUAUCCGAUUUUUUUUCGGUUUUAAGGCCCUUGAGUCUCCUGCUUUGUAUCAGAACUUAUGGUUAUCUACCUCAUUUAUGUUGUCCGGUAGGCACAUAAAGGAUCCAUGUUAGAAUAAUCCCACGUUGACUGUGAUAAAUUAGACGUGUGCUUAAAAUAUAGGAGUAUAUUCCAUUCCUAGUCUAUUUUAUUUAGUGUGGGCUGAUUAUUUUCUAUGUUCGUAAAAAUAUCUCCCCCACAGAUAGAGAGAGAUGCAGAAGAAAAGGGAAAAGAGAGGAAGAAAGGGAUGUGCCGAAAUUUUACUUGGGAUAUGAACUCCUGGGGAUAAUCUUUCUAGCUUUCCUCCACUGCAUAAGAAUGGGUUUUUAUAUUAAUUGAAGGAAUUGCGGAAUCCAACAGAACCCUGUGGAUAAAAGAUAAUCAUAAAGGGGACAACAGAAAUCUUAAAUAGAACCAUGAUUUGUCAAUCUUUACAGCGGCCAAUCCUGAUUUUAGACUCUUUUUCUUUCUAAUAUGUAGGGGUAAAGGAAAGUCCUCCCUUGAAACUGCGUAAUAUGCGGUUAUUUCCAUUUCAAAUCAAUAAAUCUUUUUACGAAGGAAAAAAUUCCUUUCAAUUCAGAAAUUCUUGAAAUGUGGAGAUAACUGUGUCUGUGGGGCAUCGUACUCCAUUUUCUGAAUGCUACCUGGCUCAGAUCUUGAGAGUGUACUGAGCAACUUACAAUAGUAUUCAUCAAAAGGUGUACACACUAAAAUUUAAAGGAAUUAAACUUUUACUUGUCCGUUUGUGGCUUGUUUUAAAUUGCUGUCAGUCAUUGUGUUCCAUUUUCUGAGUGCUAUCAGACUGAUGCCUUGAGAGAGUAGUGAGCCAGUAAGAAUAGUUUGCAUCCAAUAGAGAUGCACUUAAGAUUUAAAGGAAUGAAAGUUUUAAUUGUCCGUUUUUGGCUAAUUUUGAAUCAUUCGAACACUUUCUAUUCUAAAACAUAUGCCAUUGCCCCUAUGAUACUCCAUUUUCACGCAGCAAAAUCUGAAGUAACGAAGUUCCAUAAAAUAGGAUACAUGUUCAUGUUACUUGUUAAUCGAUGCGUCCCUCUCUUUUAUUCGUGAAACAAGCAUCUUGGCUUAGUUUGGAGCUCAAAAGGUUCGAAUCACUUUCUUUUUUGUACUCAGGCUUUAAACUACUUGACCUCCUGUAAUGAUUAAUUUCUAACAAUCUGUCCAUGAUAUCUCGGAUAUAGGCACGUGGAGCUUGGGUUCUUUUCAAAUCUGAUUCAAUUGGACAGGGGUUCCUCUCAUCAACACUUACGGAUUUUUCUGUAAUUGAUAAUCGAGAAGGUACCAAGCAAGAAUUUAGGCUUGCGAUUGGAAAGCAUGAAAGUGUUCCAGAGGAGCUUCUUAGCUAUGAGUUGGAACAAAAUAGCAAGGUCACUGGUUUUAAAGAAAGUAAAGAGAAAGAGAAAAAUUAUGCAAAAUCAGUUCCGGCAAUGCUCAUUCUUGACGUCAAGUUCAAACAGUCCUCAACAAUUGUAUCUUUGUGUGUUCAAAGACCACAUUUACUUGUUGCCCUUGACUUUCUUCUGGCAAUUGUGGAGUUUUUUGUCCCGACAGUGCAGAACAUGCUCUCAGAUGAAAGAGAUAAAGAUCAUUUGCGGUUCAUUAAUGCAAUAAUUCCUGAUCAGCCAAUUUAUAGUCAACCUUCAUCAGAAUUUUCACUCUCUCCGAACAAACCUUUGGUUGUUGACUGUGAGAAAUUUGAUCAUUUGAUAUUUGAUGGAAAAGGUGGCAAUCUUUGUUUAGAAGAUAGGCUUGGAAUUACACUCUCCAACCACAGCUCUGAGGCUAUGAUAUUCGUUGGAAAUGGGAAAAGAUUGCAAUUCAGAAAUGUUUAUGUUAAGGUCUUUCUCGUUCCUUUCAUCUUUGAUGUGUCAAUCCUAUGGCUAUUCCUAACUUUCCUAUGUUAUUUCUGCUGCAGAAUGGCAAGUUCUUGGAUUCUUGCAUAUUUCUAGGAACUAAUAGUAGCUAUUCAGCUUGUGAAGACGACAAUGUCUUCUUGGGGAAUGACGGUGAAGAUGUGUCUCUUGAUGCUCCACAUCAAAGGAUGACAAAAAUAAAUGAUCCAAAAGCUCAAGUUGGGGCACCUUCUAAAAUACAAUAUGUUCUUGAGUUGCAGGUCAGACAUUAUGAUACUUAAUGAAUCAUUGGCAUAUAUGAUGACCAUCAAAGAUGCUCAUGUUGAUAGUUACAAGUCAUAUGGAGCCGUAUUCUAUUUAAAAACUUAACCUUGUGGUAUUUAUUUAUGGGAGCAUUAGAUAUAAAGUAUUUCCUAAAAAUCACGAGUCUUAAAGAGAAGUAUUUUAACUUACCGUAGUUGCAAAAGUCUCUCAAUGAUGAUUGUUAUAUUACGAUGUAAAUCUUUUUACAAACGCUCUUCCUCAAAUCCAUUAUAUGGUACUAUCUCGUUGAUAACUGAUUGCCUCUGUUGGAACUAAGUCCUUCCUUCACUCGAGGAAGAUCCACAAGUUCCCUUUGCUUCAUGUCAUCUUACUUAUUUAUCCAUUUCAUGUGACAACUUUGUAUCCUCUUAGACCAUACAAGGGAAGUAAGGGUGCUGAGAGAAGAUGAAGCAAAAACAAAUGUGCUAUAUCAAGGUGAAGUGAGUACUAAGAAGAUACAUAGACGUAAGGUCUCUGGUAGAUGUUAUGCUUACCUUUCUAGCUGAAAGGUAAAUAUUAUCAAAAUUUAUAGGUUCAAUUGGAUAUGAUGGCUUACUAUCACCAAGAGACUCUAUUUUCUUGUGACUGAUUGGAAAUAGGAAUCAUCCUGCACUUUCAUUCCAGAGUAGGUCAACAAUUUAGCCUCCUUAGGAUCAUUGUCAAUUCCAUCACCUCCAUUGCGGUGAGAUAUUUAUGAAAAUUGAGAUUAAAAUGAGCUAACUAGAAGGUAUAAUACGAGACUUGGAAGGUAAAACCACAGAACUCUUUCUUUGCAGAAAAAAACUGUAUAGGUGGAUAGUAAGACUCAAUUUCAGCAUAAGGAAUAUUUUUGGAGAUAUUUCUUUUGUUUAGAUAUUAUGAGUUUCAUGCACUUUCUUGAGAUGAUAAUAGCCUAGGUAAACCUAUCGGAAUGAAUGAAGUUUAAUUUUGAGAAAAUAAGGUAAAGAUCAUGAAUAGGAGCAAUACAUCUAAGCUCAAGGUAACCGAAUCCUAGUGCCUUUGAUGACAUUUGGAUGACAAUCUAAACCCUUUUUAUUGAUGGCUUCAUUUUAAAAUUUUCUUUGGACAGUGUUGAAAUAACAAGGCUCUAGUUAUCUCACAAAAGAUUACCGCUCUUUAUCUUAACUUCUCCAUUUGUUGAGAGUCUACAAAAGAGGUUUUAUGCAAUACUCCAUGAUCUUCAAAAAAUCUGUAUUCUUUUCCAAAAGUUCCUUGGCAUUAUCUAAUUUUUAUCGUUUGAUACUUCUCAUAAAUUGGAUUUCAAUCUUGUAAAACUCCAAUAAUAUCAUAAACUUCCCCUUAAACUUCAUAAGAUAAGUCUGUGUUUAAAUAAUGUAGUCAGCAAAUGAAGCUUACAAAGUUUUUAUAACAGUUAUGAGGUCAGUGAGGGCCCCAUAAUAAACAAAUUUAAAAUGAGACCUUCUCUUACUAUUAGACGAAAGAUGUAAUGGUUUAGGAUGCUUAGUCAUGUAAGAAGCCAAGUCUGACUAAACAUGGAAGGGCUAAAAAAAAUUCUAAGAUUAGAAAAGGCCAACACAUAUCAUAUAAUUUGUUAAAAAAAAAAACUGUUUUUCAAGAAAGUUUGUAUUCUUCAGUGUGGAAGAAUACUAAAAAUCAGAUAGUGUGUUUCAGCUGAUGACGCAGUUGAUAGUCUUGUUCUUUUUUGUGUGUUUCUCUGGGCUUAUUUGUAUGAUAGUGGCCUUAAAUUAGUAAGCUUUUUUUCAGGCUAUCAGCCCAGAACUUACAUUCUACUGCACAUCUGGAGAUCUAGAGGAUUCACAAUUUUUUUCAACAAAGCUACUUCAUGCGCAAUUUGACAUGUUUUGCAGGUUUUUGUUCUUCUAUUAGUUUUCCAAUUAUGACUACGUUUACAAUUGAUAUUAAUAUCAUUGCAUUUAAAUUUUUCCAUAGUUUUAGUUAUGCUUCUUAAGUUAACUUCGUAUGUAGAAAAGGCAUGACCUUUCCCAUGUCAAAUAACUAACACUGGAAAAGGCUUCCUCUGCAUCAACAAACAGUAUUUCUCAAAUGAUAUGAUCCUCACAGCCAAUAUUUUGACUGGAGCUGUCAGUGAGAUUUGAUCAUUUUCGUUGAAAUCGUAGAAUAUUAAAAUCUACCGAGAAAUGAUCUACUAGAUGCCAUGAAAUUUAAUGCAUGAUGUUUCUAAUUGUAGAAGAUUGGGAAAUUAGCCAUUUAAAUGGCUUAGUGCUUUGCCGAGGGGUUAAAUUCAAAGGGCAUGUGUGAAAGGCUGGGAUGGGACCCUCCAUAAGGACUCAAAGACAGCCAUGUGCCCCUUCUAUUCUCACUAAGAAGCAGAUAGGCACCACUUCUCUAAUGAAUUAGCUUAGCUUGGUGUGGCAUUGUUCCCUCAUCAAGACAUUGCCCUAUUUGUUUCCUUGUUGUUCUAGAUAUCCGUUUUGGUUAUUGCACAGGGAGAACAUUUCUAUGCGCUUUUGUUUGUUCAUAUGUAAUUGAGUUUCCUUCUAUCCUCUUUAGACAUCUCCUGAUCUCUAGGUCUGAUGUGGAUACGUUAGAACUUUUGAGUUGUGUUUCCUGUCAAUGUGAAAAAUCUAUUUUCGCCAUCUAAAUAAACCAUAUUUUUUCAUCUUUUAAUUUCAGAGCCCUUAUUUCCAUGAUCUCAGAAAAUAUAUUUUCUUUUUGUGGGAUGUUCUGUGAAAGAUUGGGUCUUCAAAGUGUAUGAGUGCACGCUGAGAGUUCUCAGGGGCAGUUUGUUGUUAUCUACCUGCAAAUUGGCAUGGUGUUUUACUAACUUUCGCCAAUUACAAUCCGAAUCGUUUUCAGGGUGAAAUUUGAUCACUUUUGAAACCGGAAAAUAAAGGAAAAACUAAUGUAAUAGGCCAAAAUCGGGCAUUCUCGUAUUACUUGAUGUCGGAUGAAGAAUCUGACAGGGUAGUUCUCUUGACUGCACUGGCACUGAACACUACCAAGUGGUGACAGUCAAGGGCUGCAAAUGGCCCUUGGUGGCAUUUUCUUCACAUUUUCUGACGCUAAAAAAUUGUUACAUUUGUUACGUUUAUUACCAUUCUCCAUAAACUUUCGGAGGGAGGAAUUAAUGUCACCAUAUCCAAGACUUUUCUGUUCCAUCCACUCCUAAAUACAUUAGACUACUAGCUCUCCCAGCGCAGAACUGAAUUGUUGGGAACUUUUCUUUUGUAUGCCGUUUUAUGCAUCCCUACCUUAUUAGUGUCGAUGCUACUUUCAUCACAUAUUGUACAUGUUCAUCAAACUUUUGGGAAGCUAGCUUGUGCUGUGCUUAACUUUGGGCAUCAAAACAGAGGGCCGUUGCCAAAAAUGUGUUUAACUUGUAGCUCAUCCAAUUCGAACGUGAUUAUGCCAAUAAUUACAUAGCCUUACUGAUGCCUGCUGUGGGCAACAACAGAGUAGAAUUCUGUAGAAAGUUGGUCACUUUCAAUUGAUAUCUCCAGUUCUAAUAGUAAAGCAGGCUUGGUCACUGAUCACCAAGUACAACCCUAAUGUUUUUAGAUGUAUACGGAAAUUCUCACGGUGUCGUUUAGCUUAAGGACCCCCUUGCAAAAAUGGAAACCUGGAAGUUGUAGUUGUCAGUUGUCCUGACUUCCAGCAGAUUACAUUUGAGACCAUAUUUCCAUUAAUAAUGACAACAUUCAUUCUCACCUCCUUCCCAGAAAGUCGCAUCCCUACUUAAAAAUAGAAACGCAUUAAUAUUUUUUUGUCUAUUUUCUGUUGUCAAGACUAAAAGUUGUCCAUUAUUUGACUUUCUUUAUUUUAUUUUAUUUUUGUUAAGUAGUUUCACAUUUAGUCUUGCGAAGAACACUUUAGUGUUGCAUGAUUGCACAUCAAUAGCCUUCCCUCAUUUCUUAACCAAAUAUAUUUGUUUCAUAUUUUUAAAAUUUUGGUUGAUAUAUCUUAACAUUAAGCCACCUUUCCCAAGUCUGACCUUUUCUAGUGUAAAUAGGAAAGACUGGCAAAAAAAUUGAAUAUAAAUUCAUUUUACCACAUUUCAGGGUUGCUUUGAAGGAUGAUUCCAUGGAGCUUUAUGGUGAUGUGCUCGGAUUGAAACUUGAGAGUAAUGGGAUCAGGGUCUUAGAACCAUUUGACACACGCGUAAAGUUCUCAAAUGUCUCGGGCAAAACAAACAUUCAUGCCUCGACUUCUGAUAUAUAUAUGAAUUUCUCCUUCAGCAGCCUUAAGCUGUUCUUGACUAUUCAGGAUGACAUAUUGGAAUUUAUGAGGAUGACAACCAAUAAAUUUUCAGUUGUCUGCUCACAAUUUGAUAAAGUUGGAACUAUUCAGAGUAAAUGACAUUGACCGUUUAAAACUUUUUCAUGGACCCAUUUUGUUUUACCUUGUUAUUCUGAAAUUUCAGGUUGAGUGUCAGUAACCAACUAUUCUUAUAUCGUACAGCUUGUCAGAGUGAGCAAACAUAUGCAUUCUGGAGGGCACGUGCACCACCUGGUUUUGCUGUUCUUGGGGACUGCCUGACACCCCUGUAUGUUUAACUUUUUUGAGCUUUUUCUCUCCGUGAAUUAUGUUCCAUAUUUUUUUUUCUGUUUCCCACUUGCUGCACAAGUAUGUCUUAAUAUUAAGCCUCUAACUACUUACAUCACUCUUAGAAACGAGCCACCUUCAAAAGGAGUCACUGCUGUUAAUACCAGCUUCGCAAGAGUGAAGAAACCUGUAUCAUUCCGACUCAUUUGGCCAUGUCCGGAAGUUGAUAAUGUUCAGGAAUAUAAAGGUGAAGGUAAGGGAAAUAACACCCCAACACGCUCAGGCUCAAAUACUGACAAAAGCAGAAAAGAAAGUGGCUGUUCUCUUUGGUUUCCAGUUGCACCCGAAGGUUAUGUUGCUGUUGGAUGUGUGGUUUCAACUGGAAGAGUCAAGCCAUCAUUGUCAUCCACUCUGUGUAUCUCGUCUUCUUUUGUCUCAAGUUGCUCUCUGAAAGAUUGCAUUUCUCUCCAUCUGUUUGAACCGUAUGUUACACGUGGUUUCACCUUAUUCAUUUUUUAUGGUAAUAAUUUGACUUGAAACUGACUCUUGAUUGCUAUCCAUUAUGUUCAGGCUCUCAACAAGUAUUGCAUUAUGGAGAGUUGACAACUCCUUUGGUUCCUUCUUACCUACAGAGCCUAAUAAUAUGAGUUUGAUUGGUAAAGGCUAUGACCUUCGUCAUUUGUGUUUUGGAUAUCCUGAGUUUCAAUCUAAGCCAUCAAUGGGUUCAGACGUGCAACCUGACUUUCAGUUAUCCGAACAAAUGGUUCAAUUGGAAAGAUCUCCAUUGCAAGCAUCUAGUCAACUCUUCGAACCUAUUUGUAGCUUUAGAUUAAUCUGGUGGAAUCAAGGUGCUCCAUCCCGCAAGAAGCUUUCGAUUUGGCGCCCAGUGGUACCCCAUGGCAUGGCUUAUCUUGGUGAUAUCGCUGUCCAAGGGUAUUUUUUUUACUAAAUCUUCGUUUUUGCUUUUGUUUCUCUCUUGUUGUUGUAGAAUUUUUCAAGUAUAGAAAUCAACCAUUCAUUCGCUUGUAACUUCAGGUAUGAGCCCCCAAACACAUGCGUUAUUCCUCGUGAUACAGGAGACAGUACAUUGCUUAAACCUGCUUGUGGUUUUCAACUUGGUGGUCACAUCAACAAGGAGAAAGGAGUCAUAAGUGUGUCUUUUUGGUUACCUCAAGCUCCCCCUGGCUUUGUUUCCCUGGGGUGCAUUGCGUCAAAGGGCUCACCAAAACAGGAUGAUUUAGGCUUAUUAAGAUGCAUACGCCAUGACUUAGUAACUGCGAGUGCUUUCCCUGAAGAAAGCAUCUGGGAUUCAUCUGAUACUGAGAGAGCUGCAGAACCAUUUAGUAUAUGGGGUGUCGGUAAUGAGGCAUGCACAUUUUUUGCCAGAAAUGGACUUAAGAGACCUCCAAAAAGAUUUGCUUUAAGGCUAGCAGAUCCAAGUGCAUCUAGUGGCGCAGAUGAUACUGCAAUCGUUGUAGAAAUGAAAACAUUCUCCGCAGCAGUUUAUGAUGAUUACGCAGGCUUGGUAAGAAUCUGAAUUAGAAUCCAUUCCAUCCCAGAUUCACUAUGUUUAUCUAUAAUUGAAUUUGCGUGUGUUACGAAAGAACAUCAGUUAAUUGCAAAUCUUCUGUAUGUAAUGACUCUUUUCACUGACUGUUGCGCAGAUGGUUCCUCUAUGCAAUAUUGGUUUCAGCCGAAUUGGGUUUAAUCUCUGUGGAAAACCUGGCUUUGUAAAUUCAACUUUGAGCUUUGCCUUGGCAGCAAGAUCUUAUAAUGAUAAGAUUGAUUCCUGGGAGCCGCUUGUUGAACCCAUUGAUGGAGUUGUAAGGUGAGGGCUCACUUAUUAUUUAUAUUUUCCUUAAUUCGUUCCAUGAGUUGUAUAUAGUCCAUCUCCUAGUUAUGUUAAUGUAACUAGUAACCGUAUCAUCUUACAUUUUUAAUCUGACAAUGUCAAAAUGACUGUAACUUAAUUAUUUUGUAGAUUGGAAAACGAGGUACCAAAAAUUUGUUAGAAAUGAUUUGGCUUCCUUGUUUUCGUAGGGGAAUCGUGGUGGAUUAAUUAUUAUAAGGAAAGGUUCAAGAUAAGCUCAGUGCACUAGUAUCACAGGGGAUCCAAAAGUUUUAUUUUGUCAUAAAGUUAAAUUUUCUCUGACAUGAAUUCUUGGAACACUCUUAUGACAAAACUGCAGGUACAAGUACGAUUCGCAUGCACCUGGUGCCUUUCCCCAGUUACGCAUUGUCACUACCAGGGAUCUCAACUUAAUUGUAUCUGUUUCAAACACUAACAUGAUUCUUCAGGCUUACUCGAGUUGGAAUAGCCUAAAUAGUUUCACUGGUCCUAAGAGAGUAUGUCACCUCUUUAGACCCCUCUGGUUAUUAGAACGCGUAUUGUAUUAUGUGUCAAAAAACCUUAUUUAUUCACUUGUUUCAUUAUUUGCAGGCAAUAAUUUCUCCAACAUAUGAAGGGAGAUCUGUCAUUGAUUUUCGUCGCAGAAGAAAUUAUUUCAUUAUUCCUCAAAACAAGCUUGGUCAAGACAUAUAUAUAAGAGUUACUGAACGUAAAAGGUUCUCCGACAUUAUUAAGAUGCCCUCAGGAGAUAACAAGCUUGUAACUGUACCAGUAUCAAAAAAUCUGAUGGAUUCUCACCUGCAGGGAAAGCACAGUCAAAUAUCCCGUUGUUUGGUGACAAUUAUUGUGGCAGAUGCUGAGGUUUGGAGGCUAGCUUAUGAUAUUUAAAGACGACUUAUUUCUUUAUUUUGUUGUGGGUUUAAACCGUACUUACAGAUAUUCAUUGGUCGAGGCUUGAUGAUAAUCAUUAUUUAUUUGUUCCUUUUUACCGCAUUAUAACAUAGUUAUGAAAUCUUGUCCAGCAACCUUAUUCAAUAAGAGGGAUAAUUUACUAAUUUUUUUUCUGAAAUAUCGUUGAAUUCUGGAGAUAUUUCUUCUUUGUCCAUUGCAAAUAUAAGAAAGGAAGGUGACUUUUCACGAUUAAAUUUUUGAAUGGUAUUUAAUUAGUCAAGAUUUAGCAAAUUUAGCUAUGAUUAGGUUUGAGUUUUCUUAAAAGUUGAAUACUGAAACUCUAGAGACUUAAGCUGAAGGAAAAAGGUAUGUUUCUUUAUUGUUCACUGCCUUCAGUAUCCUUAAUUUAUCUGAAUUUUAGACUCACGAAUUUUCCUGAUUUAAUGUUGGGCUCAAUGAGAACGUUAAUACUUGAUUAUUUUGGCAGGUAGUCUUGGUUGAAGAGAUAUUCAUCCUUUUUUUUUUUCCAUGAUGGAAAAUUUGGUGGUCAUGGCAUGAUGCAAAAGAUAAAUUUGCUAGAGAUAUGGGAGAAGAACUGGUUAAAAAUAGUUAUUGAAAACCUGUGUGAUAUGAAGUUUGUAUCCUAGAAUGUAGUCUGUAAAGAAACCAAACGAGAACAAGGACCAUGGAUGUGAAAUGAGAUUGGUUUCUGUAUUGUCAGGAACCAACCCACAUUCAGAUUAGAUGGGAUCAGAUCAAAUAGGAUGAUCAAAAGGGAGAAAUUCAUUUGAUUGAAAUUUAUAAGGAUUUGAAGUGUUUAUAAAAAAAGAAUACCUCUAUCUUUGCUACCGAAGCAAAGUGAAAUCAGCUGAAUCCUAGCUGAUUUUUCUCUUUUCCUUGAAUUUCAAGAGCCAUAAGUUUUUUCCUCUAUUGAGGAUACCUGAUUUUGACCUGAAAUGGUUUAUGUAGAUGAGAACCAACUUCAUCCCUUAACCAUGGAUGAGAAGGGAUGGAUAUUUAUGGGCCUUUAAACUUUUAAAACAAGAGGAAAAUGUGUAGCAGUAUGUUAUUUCUGCUAUAUCAUUCUUUAAGUGGCACAAGGUUUGUGAUAAAGCAACAUGAUAGGGGGUCCAUCUUGUAAGCUAAUGCUCAACAACGUGGUCAGAAUAAAAGACAUUUGGUAAACUAACUGUAAAUAUGGCGGAGCUUAGUGUGUAUCCAUGAGAUUUGAACCAGUGAGAGAGAAAAAUCACUGAGAAAAAGAAAUACAGUAUUAAUAAACUGAAUUUAGAAAAAAGGAAUAGAUCAAGUUUCCAAUGAUUAAGGUUCUCUAGGAGUAAGUCGAAGACAGUCAUAGUGUAGACACCUACAUCUCAACGACAGAGAUUCAGCAUAAUCAAGAGACAUUGAAAAGACCUUAUUCAAAGAGAUGAACCAUUGAAGUACGUACACUUAAUUCUUAUGCAAGAUAUCAGCAGGAAAAUUUUAAUCUCUGAAUGGAAGUAAGACCUCCAGUUGAAGGUGAAACCUGUUGUUCUCUUUGAUAGUACAAGGAUUUUUUGCUCCAGCCAUACGUAUAUCUUAUCACUACUGUGAACUCACCAAUUGAAUUCUCAUUUGUUUCCAUUAUCUAUGAAAUAGAAAUAUGUGAUCAAAAGUUUCAUACUUCUUACUUAGUUACAAUCCGUUCUUAAUUCAUAAUACUAACAUACUUGGUCCUCUCUUUCCAUCCCCCUAGACAAUGCUUCAUUUUGAGAAGAUAUUUUAAAUGCAUCUGUCCAUCCUAUCUCUUGCUGAAGGUCACAUAAUAAUGGUUGUUUUGUUAGCACAAUAUAAAUUUAAGGGAAGCCAAACCUUUAGACCAAGCUCUUGAAAAAAUAUUGUUGACCAUAAAAGCUCUGACAAAGUCAUGGCCAUUUGUCUUUCACUUCUCUAUGUUACCAAAUUAUUCCGAAGUUGUGCAAUAUCCAAUGGUGGAUGUCUUGUCAUCCUGGGACUUUGUCCAAGCUACAUCUGUAUAGCCUAAAUUUUCAUAUUGUUAUAGUUGGUAUAUAGAAUCCCUUAUUUGGGACAUGAGUUUAUAUAUAUUAAAAUGAGCUCUAAAGACUUCAUAUAGGGUGUUCUUGGUAUGGUCAUGUGCUGAUUGACCACACCUGCUGCAUUAGUUUUUCAGUUCUUGUGAAUGUAAGGUAUAGCAACUCACAGGCCUCUGCUAUUUUUCUUCCUUUUUCAAAUGGGCGUUUUCUUUCUUUUGUGAUCUCCCCGUAAUUCAUUUAUAUUGGUGUAUUACUAACUUACACCGUGAUUUUCCCAUUUCUUUCAACAAAUCUAUGGUUUCGUCAUCUAGCAUAUGUAGGUCCCCUAUACAAACAGGGCUCAAGAAAGCCCAUUGCUGGUAGCAUGAGAGAACAGUUUUAAAGUUUUUUAUGUUACAAUAUCAUGUCUAGUAAAAGAACUGUUAUUUUUAAAAUCAUUCUUGCCACAAAUCAAGAAGGCAUAAUCUGUUUGUAUUAUAAACUUGUUAAAUAGACAGGGUUUGGCCGUUUCUUCGCCAGCUUUUUAAGGCAUACCUCACCCCAGGCUUUUUAAGGAAUAUUUGACGUCUAAUUUUCAAUUACAAAGCUUCUUCUCUUCUUCCUUUAUACUUGCCACACCAAGAGAAGUAUAACGUGAUUGACAUCAUGGAAACAUUGGUAGGGAACUCUGCAGAAAUUAAACCAAUAUGGGGAAACUCUGCAGAAAUUAAAUAGAGAUUUUUGGGUUAUCACACUGGCUUUCAUGAUCUUAGCUUCCCUCGGUUGUACUCUCCAAAAAAGCCUUAGAUGCCUCUUAAAGAGCUUGGACGUGUCCUUCUCUCCUUUGACGCCUUAAGUUCCAAGAAUCCUCAGGUACAUGAUCUCCUUUUGACGAUCUCAAGGUUCUUUGGUUGCAAUAUCAUGAAGAAACAUCUGGAGAAUAAGAAAGAGAGGGAAAACAAGAGAGAGAUAUGUAGAGAUUGAGAGAGAGAGAGAGAUGUGUUAUAUAGGCCCUUAAGAUGGAAGUUUCGGGUUCAGCCAAGUAGGAAAGGUUUCGAAAAACCUAUUUAUUGUUCGUGUGAACACUUGCAUCUCAUCAUCAGCUAAUUGAACAAUGUGUUUUAUUAAUAAUUAUUUUCUCAUACAAAGCUAUUCAAUUAGUAACUAUGCUUGCUCAUUUAUGUUCUUGAAAUUAUUUUCGUUAUAAGGACAAAUUUACUCUAAUAUGAAAACUUAGAUGACCAUCUAGAACUGGAAUCUAUUCUCAGAUACAAACGUUUCUUCCUUACACAAAAAAAUUGAAUAUAAUGAGUUUCUAGCUUAUGUCUGUUGCGAGUCUAGCGAUACCAGUGACAGAAAAUAAAAUCCAUCAAGAAACAGAACUAUGUGGAGAUGAGAAAUAAUUUUUGAUUUGAAAAAUCUGACUCACUUGGCUCAUAGAAUCCAGCCAAUAUGGCCUUCAAGAUUCAAUCUCUCCACCUCUCUAAUUUGACUCUACAGAUCCGACUAACUGUCGAUCUCUUUUGUUGUUCCUCCAAGAACAGCCAAGCUCUGAUUUCUUUCACUGUUCUUCCGAAACAGCCAAGCUCAUGUUUCAGGUACCUCUGAGAACAGCCUGACUCGAGCGCAAGAGGAGACAACAAAAUAUUUCCUUGUGUUGAAGAUCAAACUAGAUCCGGUGCGCUGGAAAGACCACCCUCACGCCUGUGGAGAAAACUUGAAGUUCAAACAGAAAUGACAUUUUCUCACCUUCAAAGGAUAGUUUACAACGUGGAGGGGUCUGGUAUUUAUACCAGACCCUGGAAGGUUCUAGACACCUAUAGCUGAAAACAGAAUAAGGGAUUCUGUCGACAUGACACGUGUGAAGGUGUAAGAGGAACAAGAGGGUCUUCGGAAUGUUUGACACAGCCAUAAGUGGUAUCAACACAUUCCUCAGCAAGUAUCCAUAAUUUCCAAAAAAUAACCAGCUCUCCUCGGCAUUAUGUCUCCCGUCAACUCCUUGCAAGAGAAGGGGGAGGAGACAACCACCAAGAACAGGGCCACGAACAGAAAGAGGGAAAACAGAAAAAACUGUUUAAUUCGAAUGCCCUGUAUUGGGCUACACAACUGAAUUGUUCUCUCUCUCUUCUGACAAGAGAAUUACAGAAACGCCCUUUUAAAAAUGUCUAAAAGAUAUCUCACGUUUGGAGCCUUCUACUCCUCUGUUAUUGGGCCUGUGCACAGCCCAGAAAGCCUCAUACAAUCCGUUUCGUUGAGCCUAGUUGAGAUAUGACUCAGAUCUCAACAAUGUCAUCAAAUUAUAUUUUAAUACAGUUUAUUCUUAUGAUCCAUUUCUGUUCUUCAAAUAUUAAAAGCAUGACUUAUUACCUUCUCAGUUGAUUGAAAUUCCCUCAUGUUCACUUCAUGAUUUUUUCUCUGUUAAAGUGUAUAGUUCCCAUUAAAUUAACAUCGUAUUCAAUUUAAUUAUAUUUCGUGCUCUGUGUUAAUAUAUGAGAGCACAAGAAAAUAUUUGCUGUUUCACGCAACCAAAAAGUACCUGGUUUUAGCAUUACCAUGUCUUAGAAUACCUUCGUAUCUGCUGAAGAUUAAACAUGCCACUCUUCCUCCGUGCAGUUUCCUUAUGUUGAAGGGAUAACCACUGGAAUAUAUGCGGUAUUAGUCCGAAAAAUUCACAAAAACCCAAAUGAAUCAUCAUUGCAACAACCAAGUGUCAGAACAUGUGGUGCCAUGUCAGAACAUAUUUCAUCUGGGCUGGCUUUGGUGGAAUGGAAUGAGGUCUUCUUUUUCAAAGUUGAUGACGUGGUAAGUGACCAUUUAUUUCAUUUUUUAUUAAAAUAAACUUUAUGCUCCUCGAUUUGAUUUUUUGAGAUAUGGUAAAAGUCUUAUCCCUUUCUUGCAAGGAGACAAUUAAUUUAUGAGCAGCUAGACCACCACACUAGUGAUCAAUGUUGGAUGUUCUUCAUAUGCACAUUUCAGGUGAAGUCUAAAAAUGUUUAUAAAAGAAACCCAUUAUGUGGGAACUUAAAAUCCAAUGCUUAGACUCGGUGCUGUCAGUGAAGAUGUGCUUAAACCUUGGAAACUUAACCGAAGUCUCAACCCAACAAAGCGACCCACCCAUUUCAGUUCCUAGAUUUUAUUUUAGGAAUAAACAUAAAUUUGAAUAUGUUUGUGAUACAUCGACAAAUAGUAUGAUUCUUUUUUAAAUAAUUGAUCCAUGUUCUUUUUUCUAAUCUGAGGUAUUUUUGAAUACAAGACUAAGACUAUUUUUAUUACAGUAAAGUAUUCAACAGUUCCAGCAUAACCUAUUCUACGACUAGAUUGUGAUAAUGCGAGAAAGAUAUUGUAAAAAAAAAUCUUCCUUUGUGCGUCUUCCCUUCUUUGUGAGUUGCAUAGAUAUAGAGGUUAGACAUUAUGCAUUUCGUCCCUAGACUCAAGCUACAAACUCUGGCUGCUUAAACGAGGGUACACUCUCUGCUUAAUUUAAAUACGUGGCUUCAAUUUACAAUUUAUCCAUGUGCUCAAGAAUUGUCUUUGACGUUAUUUUGCUCACAUCUUUCAUUUUUCUCAGUAGGACAGAUUAUUACAUUUUUCUUUUAUUUUUUGUAGAGAGAUUCUCGCAUGAAAUUUUUAAACAUACUGUCAAACUUUUCUAAAAUUUUAAUAGAUGCUCUCUUUUGCAACAAAGUAGUUUUAUUAAUUGGAUAGUCCUUCCUCACCUGUAGUCACAGAAACACAUCAAAGUUUGCCCCCUGAGUUUGAAAUUUUCAUGCUUUUCCUAACCUUGAGGCUUUAUUAAUUGUGUUCCUCAUUGCGAUCAUUUGUUUUUAUCUAUCCCUCGUUAUUUCACCGUUUUUGUAGGUGAUAAGCAUAUUAACUUAUUAUUUAUUACCAAAAUUCGAAUGAUAGUUGUGACCUUGACUGUUUGAUCCCUAGUUUUCAUAAAUUCCUCUGCUCUCAAUAUUUGUGGCAAUGAUAUCUCAUGAUUCUGUAUAUUGGAAACAGGAGCAGUACAUGGUCGACUUCACUGUCAUUGACAUGGGAAAGGGUAUCAUAUUUACAUUUUCGUGUGUUAUAUUUUCACUCAUGCGUUUAUUUCUUUAACCUUUGCUUAAGAAACACACCCGUUAAUGUCAGACGAACCUGUUGGAUCAUUUUCUGCCCCUUUAAAAAAGGCAGCGCUCAAGCUUCAUCCCAAUUCAAGAUUACGUUGGCCUGAUAACAGUUUUCACUGGGGAGAACUCUUUUCCAAAAAGACAACGGUGAAUAGUUUUUCCUAUUGUGUAGUAUUUUUAUUUAAACAUGGUUUCCUGCAUCGGUUUCUUUUCAUGCCUUCAUUCAACCUAUAAUUCUGAUUUCAUGUUCCAUCUAUAUUGGUGAAUGGAAGCUACAUAUAUUUUGAUGUGAUUUGGCCAAAAAUAUUCUCUAGAAUAUAUUUAAAUUAUAAUUUUUUAAAAUGCCAUUCUCAUCUUGUUUCAGGUUUCUGAUUUGAACAAAAAUUUGAAGUCAUCUGGGAGGAUAAGAUUUAGCGUACUCCUCCAAGAGAGAUCUGAAGUUGUAAAUCAUGGAAAAGGCACUAGCAGUGGCAGUAAUGGCUUUAUACAGAUCAGUCCUACUAGAUAUGGACCAUGGACAACUGUAAGACUGAAUUAUGCUGCACCUGCAGCAUGUUGGAGGUUGGGAAAUGAUGUCAUUGCAAGUGAGGUAAACGUCCUCGAUGGUAACAGGUAUGUGAACAUACGAUCCCUUGUCUCCGUCACUAACAAGACAGAUUUUGUUAUUGAGUUCCGCCUGAAGACUAAGGCUUCUGGUGAAGAUCUUGUAACAUUAGAUACCAGAAUUGAGAAAGAUCAGGAUUCACGUCACAGUGUCAUACGUGAGACCGAUGAAUUAUUUGAAACAGAGAACUACAUAUCAUCCGUUGGUUGGGUUGGUAGUUCUAGUCAGAUGCCAUUUUCUGAUCAGCCUACACAGAGCGUUAUGGAAGUGAGUUCUUUGGUAUUAUAUUAUUUUCCUUUCGAGCAGAAUCAAUCCAUUAAGUAAUAGACAGAUCAUUGAAAUGUCAGUCAUAUUUACUUUGUAUAAAUUCUCGAAUUAUCAUACUUAUUUAAUAUUCAACCUAACUAUGAAAAGUUCCAUGGAAAUAAUCACAUGAAUUAGAACUAGGUUAGAAAUUAUUAUUAGUUUCUAUAACACCAUAUUGAAAUUUUUAUUUAAAACUCUUUCAUCAAGCUUCCCUUUUUUGUUGUAAUUAUUCAGAUCAUUAUGUGUGGUCCCAUCAAUCUCGAUUGUGUUGGGCUUCUAGCUACUGGCGCAUUGCUUGAUAUAGUAGCUCUGAUAGUCUGUGUUCAUACAUUCUUUCCAGCUGUGUUGCGAGUUAAGAGGUCUUACCAUUUAUAAGUGUUAGAGUCUAACAUUCAAUUGUAUUUAAUUUUGAAGAUGACUUUAUCUGUUCCUGGGCUAUGCAUCCUGUUUUUGUUGUCCAUGACUUCUUAAAAUAGGUAUAAAUCGUCAUUCAUGAAGUGAAGAGGCUUCUUAAAAUACCCACACAUUAAAAGGGACCAAGCAAUUUUGCAUCUAUAUACUUGAUCCAAUUUUUAGCUAAUGAUUAGUAUACUUCAAAAAAAAAUCCAUUAAUUGAAAAUGUGUGGUCUAUAUUAAAAUAAUUGAUAACUUAAUAGCCAUAUGUAAAUUUAGUGGUACAUUCCGAGUACUGUGUUCCCCAAUGCUUUGUGAGAAAUUCAGAAAGAUUUUUUCAUUUGUAAUGCAUUGCAUUGGAACGGUAUAUUACAUUGUAUAUCAUGUAAAUGGCAGCACAUAUGGAAAAGCAAUGUAGUACGUAGGUGGAACUGACUGAUCACAGAUGAAGGGAAGGACUAAUACGCAAACACUAAACAUGCCGCUCAUUCAGUCUUAUUCAUCUUGCCUGUCAAAUGUGAUCGCCACCCAACUCUUUUCAGUACCAUUUAAGUUCUAGCUAAAUAAACAGACUGUCUUUCCUGGUAUAAAUAAUUGAUGCAUCAUCAUACUGAUGAAGGAAUUUUCUUAACCAUAUUUAUAAGAUUAUGAUUGGGUUUUCUGGGUUCAUGAGACGACCUUAGAACACGUGGCAGUUGAAGCUAUGGAAUUUGGUACUAAAUCCAAAUACGGACUCAGUUGCAGGAAUGGGUAUUUGAUAUCAUUCUAUAAUUUAAAAUCUACAAGGGACUCAGGUGAUAUCAUUUUGGAAACUAAAGUUACUAUUUCUAUCGAUGAUAUUGUAAGAGAAGACGAAAUUAUGCUAGAGUUUUCUUAAACUUAUUAUCCAAGUUUAGAUGUGAAUAUCCUCCCAUGAUAAAACGUUAUCGUUAAAUCAAUACUUUAUUAUAAAUGGUUUGAUUUCAAUGGUUCCUAUUAUUCAAUGAUUUUCUCGAAAUUGUAGAUUAUUUCAUGUCUAUACUACAUUUGCUUGUGAGUUAUGAACAUGAUAGAAAUGUACACCUGUUUUUAACUCCAAAGUUUCUGUGACAUAGGAAAUGUUCACUGUGGACUUACCAGCUGGAUGGGAGUGGGUUGACGACUGGCAUGUUGACAAUUCAUUAGUAAGUAAUCCAGAUGGGUGGGUUUAUGCUCCUGAUUCGGAACAUCUUAAAUGGCCAGAGUCUUUCAGUCCUGAGAUUUCCUCAAACAAUGCCAGACAAAGGAGAUGGAUCAGAGAUAGAAGAACAGUUUCAACUGAUUUACAGACUUUUAUGUUACUUGAAUUAGUGAAGCCUGGCGAAACUCUUCCUCUUCCUCUUCAAUGCCUGGUUCAUCCUUUAUCGCCUUAUCAUUUGCAGUUAAGGCCAAAGGAUUCCAGUGAUCUGACUGAAUAUGCGUGGAGUAAGGUAUUGAGUAAAUAUGAGCAUACUGAGAGUGAUGGAAAUAAAGAAUUUUCAGAAAUCUGUGUCUCGAAACUUAAUAAAUCGGAGGAACUUUUGUACUGCAUGCCAACCAGUGGAAAUUCUUCGGACGGUCCUCAGGCUUUGUGGUUUUGCUUAAGCAUACAGUCCUCAGAAAUCAAGAAAGAUAUUCAUUCAGAACCAAUACAUGAUUGGAAUCUAGUGGUCGAUUCUCCACUUUCCCUCACUAAUUUUCUUCCUCUUUCUGCUGAAUAUUCGGUUCUCAAUGAGGAAUCAAAUGGCGAUUUUGUUACACGCCAGCGAGAUACUUUUAAGCCUGGUGAAACUUCCAAGAUUUAUAAUGUUGAUCUAAGAGAGGCUUUAUAUUUAUCACUCGUUCCACGAGGAUGGGAGCAUAUAGAUGUAAUGUUUUUCAAUUUCGUCUUUAGUACAUGUAGCUGCUUUAGUUCAAUCUCUUGAAGUGUGUUUACCUCUUAUUAAUAGUUCCACUUUUCUAGGUUCCUGCUCUUGUGUCUCACCCAAACAGAAUCCCAGCCAAAACAAUAAGUCUAAGAAGUUCCUUCUCUGGAAGGUGAUCAUUUUCAAGAUUUAAAUAAUACUCUGCUUUUUUAAUUCGUAAAAAUAUGUUCACAUUCAAUUAAAUGAUACUUUAACUGUACGACAACUUUGAAAAAUCCACAGGGUUGUCUCAGUCAUUCUUGAGCAAAGCCAUGAGAAAGCCCAGCUGCAAUCAAGGCUGAUUAGAUUAUACGUUCCUUAUUGGAUUUCAAGUGAACGAUGCCCCCCUCUAAUUUAUAGGAUCGUGGAUAUAUCAAAAAGAAGAGAAAGAAAGCUGUUUACAUUUACUUCUAAACAGGAAAGUGAGAAAGUUGUCUUGCAGAUCACAGAAGAGGAACUGGAUGAAGGAGAUACUAUCAGUGCUCCAUUAAACUUUCAGCGCCUGGGUCUAUGCCUAUCGCUGGGAACACCAGGCAGAGAAAAAUUUGGGCCAAUAAAAGACCUGCUUCCUCUCAGUGAUAUGGUAAAUGCUUUUUAGCCAUUUUUUCUCCAUUUUUCGAAAAUGGACUCAGAAUCAUCUCUAACAGAAGUUCUUGAUCAGGAUGGUUCUGUAGAUCUUUUUGCGUAUGACAUAGAUGGAAACUGUACUAGGGUUUUGAUUUCCUCAAAACCAUGCCGUUACCAGGCUGUUCCUACCAAGGUAAUAGAAAACCAAUAUUUUCUGGAAUAUCAACAAUUCAGGAUAUAUUUUUCAGGAAAUUAUAAUAAGUAUAAUUGUAUUUACUUUCUUUUCAGGUAUUGUCCGUACGUCCAUAUAUGACAUUCACAAAUAGGGUUGGUCAAGAUAUUUUUAUAAAAUUUAGUGCUGAAGACCAGCAGAAAGUUUUACAUGCCUCAGAUUCAAGAGUUUCUUUCAUUUACUCUGAAAUGGGGGAAGCAGAAAAGCUCCAGGUAAUCCUCAAUGAUUAUUGAUCUUGAAUAUUUGUUGCCCUUACUAGAUGUGCGAAAAGUUGUCUUUUCAUAGUACACAACCUAGUGAAAAAUAGAUUAUAUUUGGAGCUACAGUAUGGAAGAAAAAAUUUUAAAGUUUCAAACAUGUUCCCGUUACCACUAUGAUUGAGUCCAUAGUCUUUAGGUCACACACAAGUUCUCCACGAUUUCAUUUCUCACCAUGUUUUAAUGCGCAAUAAAUGAGCCAAUUAGGUUUAUGUCACCACGAGAUUUUUCAGCUCUGUACGUGAUUAAAAUUAUAUUUUCUUUCAAAGGUUCAAUACGAAAUUAUUGUUCAGUGUCAACAGAAAAACUGUGUGGUUUAUGGUGUUAAUGUUUGCAGUUCAUAUUGAAUCAUAUCCUGCAAUUAUCAAUUAUGAGCAAAUAAUGUCAUCGGUUGGCAAGAAUUUUUCAAACGUUGAAGUUCAAGAUCUAACGUGAUUAGAUGUUGUAAAUUUCAUCACCAGAACUAUUGCAAUUUGUGCCUUGUUUUUAUUAGUCAGUUGGGCAGCGUAAUAUUGAAUAUUGAUGAUAUGGAGGAGGUUAUGGCCAUUGAGAACGUAGGUUAUUACACUGAAUUUGGUAUUUUGAUAAAAUCAUAAAAUUUAGAGGUACUUUUAUCUGCAAAUAAUUCUCUAGACAACAGCCAACCAGACGAAAUUUAUUUGUGAUUCAUUGUUUUGUAGAGGUGUACCAACAUAAUCUCCCAGCUUUUUUAUGAAUGGGCCAUAGGCCCAUCUAAAGUUGAAUCAGAAAUGGGUAGCUACUUUUGCCAUGAGAUUUGAAUCAUUUAUUAAAGUUGGAAAACUAGAGCUACCCAAAUCCAUAUUAUUUUCCAGAUGGUUGUUCCAAAGGCCCAUCUAAUGCCAUUAGUAGCCUAAAUGUCGUAAAUAUUCUUCUACUUUAUUUUGUGUAAGAACUAAACAACGGGCCACCAUUGUUUCAGUAAAGAUCUCUAAUAUCUGAAUAUCCAUGGAAAUCCUUAUGUAUACAUAUAAUUAUUUUUUUUAUGAAUUAUAGGUCCGAAUGGAAGAUACAAAUUGGUCCUUUCCUGUGGAAAUUCUGAAAGAGGAUACAAUCACAAUAAUGUUGAAAAAUUGCAAUGGUGACCGGAAUUUUUUGAGGCUUGAAAUACGUGGUUAUGAAGAAGGAUCACGGUUUCUAGUUGUGUUACGUCCUGGGUCAGCUCGCUGUCCAGUAAGGUAUUUUCCCGUUAUUAAAAAUACCUUUAAAAGUUGUUUUAGGUCACUGUUUGGUCUCAGCCGCCCACAGUAAAUAAUUUAGAUGCAUAUCCAUUAGUGGCGCUAUCAUGAGCAUUGUUGCAAAAUUAAUAUGGGUUUUCUAUUUUCCUGCUUGUUUCAGGAUUGAAAACCGGAUAGCUAACAUGAAGAUCAACAUUCGGCAGUCAACCUUGGGUGAUGAUGCAUGGGUCACAAUAUAUCCGCUUUCAUCUAUAAAUUUUGCAUGGGAAGUUCCUUAUGGUCCCAAUCUUAUGGAUAUUUGUUUGCAAAAUGGAAAUAAUAUCAUUUUUCAGAAUAUCAGCUUGGAGAAUGCUACAGAAUGCUAUGCUGAUUUACGUAAAGAAGGCUUUGAUUUUCAUUUUACAGAAUGUGGUGAUAUAAGGAAUGUUCGCAUAAUAGAUAUUAAAAAGGAUUUAACAGAGCUUUUGGAUGAACAGCCUACCAAUGACUCAAUCAGCAAUGGAAACGGUCCAUCCUUUGUCGAAAAAAUGAAGACUACUGCCCCACCUGUAGAGCUUAUAAUUGAGCUAGGCAUUGUAGGCAUUUCUUUGGUUGACCAUAGACCAAGGGAACUAUUGUAUCUCUCCCUGGAGAAAGUCUUCGUUUCAUAUUCCAGUGGUUAUGAUGGAGGAACUACCAGCAGGUAUAGUUUUUAUCUAUUUAAUCGAUAUUUAUUUUAUAAAAAUGGACAUUUAAAAGCAUUUAUGUUUAUUUACUGAGUGUUCAACGAAAGCUACACAAACAGAAAUCUUUUUAAACGGGUACUCUCGGUAAGUCCCUAAAGCUGAUUGACAAGCCUCUCUAGUUUUUUCACCUAUUUUCAUAUAUCCCCGAAACUACUGAAGGACUUGGUUUCUGGUCGUGUUCUUAAUAUCAAUAGGUUACUCUCAUAUUUCCAUAGUCAAAACUCAAAAGAAGCUUGCUUAUCUGCAAUAACUAUUUGUCUCCAAUGUUAAAAAAAAAUUCUCCAUCACGCUCUCCCUCCCUCCUCAAGUGGGCUUCAUCCCCACAUGGCAGCCCACCUAUGCGCCUCCCUCCCUCCUUCCAAUCUGCCCGCACCACCUGCUACUUCCCCCUUGUAGGCUUCACCCAUGGUGACUCCAUGCUUCCUGACCUCCUCUGCCCCACUUCCCUCAUGAAGUCCCCACCCCUUCUAGAAGCCUCCCUCCUUCCUCCCUGUAUUGUGGGAACCUUGCUUAUCUGUAACAACUCUUCGCUAUCAUCAAAUAGUACCCCUUCCCAACCCCACCUCUUGCCUGCAAGCCUCUAGCUGCAGAUUGGUGGUAUUCCCGUGGUUGGGUGGGUCAGUCUCAUGUUACACUUUGGCUAGUGGUACUGAGUUUAAAUCUCGAGGAAAGGAAAACAGGUUGUCGUUUUCUAAAGUAUAUUUAGUUUAAUUUAAAAAGGUCAAAUAUUUAACUUGUUUUCGGAUGGAACUAUAAUCAGAGUGCUAAUAAACCAAGAUUGUAGUAUUUUCAAAUGUUUUAUGACGAAGUUGAAAAACAUAGGGAAUGUGGAGGAAAAACAUCCCCACACUCGGGAACAGAAGGGUUUUAUGUGCUUCAGCCAUAUGCCAAUAUCCAUGGCUGUGCCAAGGUUAUCUUUUAGGUUUACAAAAAGGAGGAACCCAGGCCACUUCUGAAUAAACAGUGAUUAAGAAGUAUCAGUGUCCCCCAAAUGACAGGAACACCCUACAGACCGUGGGUAAAGGUUAUGGCCCCAAAGCCGAAAUACUUGCCAGAGGAGGUGGUCUCUAUGUGAUUAUUUGUAUCCAUUUCUAUUCGAAUGAAUACCUGAUUAUUUUGCUUUCUUGCAUACGCCGCAUUGGUGUCUCUUAAAUUUUUUUAGAGAAUUUCACUAAUUAUUUUUGCUCAACUCCGAAAUAUGACACGUUUCACGGGGUUUCACUGCAAUGUGUUGAUUUUUUUUUCCAGGUUUAAGCUCAUUGUUGGUCAGUUGCAGAUAGAUAACCAGCUUCCAUUAACUGUGAUGCCAGUUUUUUUUAUGCCUGAAUACACGGCUGAUGUGGGCCAUCCUGUCUUCAAAGCAACUAUAACAGUGAGCAAUGAGAAUAUCGAUGGAACUCAAGUCUAUCCAUAUGUAUAUAUUCGGGUAAUUCUUGAAGCAUCAGAUCAGUCAAGCCAUCGUAUUUGAUAAUCUUUUUCGCAUCAAGUAACAUCUAUUUUUUUGUUUAGGUGACCGAAAAUUACUGGAGAGUUAACAUUCAUGAACCUAUAAUUUGGGCGUUAGUUGAUUUCUACAACAAUCUCCAGAUAGAUCGAGUCACAAAUGCUUCGAAUGUCACUGCUGUUGAUCCAGAGAUACGUAUAAAGUAUUCUACUUCUUACCUUGGAACUGACGUUCACUUACCAGUUUAUCUAGUUCAUGCAUCAUUUACUACAUUUAUUAGUUAAUUGUCUUCCAAUAACCAAUCAUUUAUAUUGCACUGGUUUACCUUACAAUAAAUCCCGUAACCAUGCUAAUGCUGGUAGAUGACGAAUCUCUUUUGCGAGUGAUUAAUAAUGAUUUUUUUUCGGAGAAGAUAAACAGUCUUUUAAAUGUCUUUAUCUUUUCCACGGCUCAUAUCAUCAUGCAUAGUGGAAUGUAAAGUGGAAUCUUUCACUAUCAGUUUUAAAAUAUUAGUUCAGCAUUGCGAUCUUGAUUUCUACCAGCAUAAGGCUUCUGUAAUCGAGAUGUUAAAGAGUUGUAAUUCCUUUUAGCGACACUCCGAUCUUGACUUGCCUCCCUUUUUAUUUCCUUUCAGCCAAAUAGAUGUCUCAGAGAUGAGAUUCAAGGUGUCACUAGAGACGGCACCAACCCAAAGACCACAUGGUGUCCUUGGCGUGUGGAGUCCAAUAUUAUCUGCUGUUGGAAGCGCUUUCAAAAUCCAGGUUACUACCAUCUUCCCUCUUCACAGGCUGAACGUGGUUUUUAAGGCUAAUUGUGAGGAAAGUUGUUUAAUAAUUUCCUGCGUCCAAAAUUGAAAACCACCAUGGAUCUUCUUUAAGCGUCAGUAUAUGCUUUAUUUAAACAGAAGGAAACUUACCCCUGUAUCAGUAUUGUACUAUUUUCAGUUCUUUGGUUGUUUCAUCAACUUUAAUGUCUCGUUUAACUCGCACAGAAACAGAUUUCUGUCAAUUCACCGGACAAGAGAUUUCCAAUAUUUAGAAACAAUGUCCAGCCAUGCUGUUAAAACGAUAGACUAAUAUAUGCACCUCCAAGCUUGACUUAUUUUUUUAUCCUGGUCUUCAGAUCCGUCUUAGGAAAGUCAUGCAUCACAACAGGUUCAUGCGCCAAAGUGCAAUCGUUCCCGCCAUUAUCAAUCGUGUUAAGAGGGACCUCAUCCACAACCCUCUACAUCUAAUACUUUCGGUUGAUGUUCUUGGCAUGACGAAGUCAACUUUGGCAUCACUUAGCAAAGGUUUUGCUGAGCUCUCGACAGACGUACAGUUCUUGCAGUUACGUUCAAAGCAGGUAAUCAUUUCCCAUCUCUCAUGUACAUUAUGUUGGUAUUUGAGUCAGGUAUUGAACAACUCAGAAACAUGGCAAGCCCUGUUAAAGAAGUUUGUACUUGUUAAUUUGUUUUUUAAGUCACCAUUAAAUUUUUUCAUAUUUUAGAAUUAUUUCAGAUCAUAUUAGCAAUAAACCCAUGAUAAAUCAUUCUUCCUGAUAAUUCAGUGAUUCCCAAACCUAAAAAUGUGGCAUAACCCUGUGAACAAUUUUAUCUGACUCUUCUCAUGUUUUCUUUAAGGUUUGGUCAAGGAGAAUUACUGGUGUUGGUGAUGGAAUCAUCCAAGGGACAGAAGCUCUGGCACAGAGUGUGGCUUUUGGGUUCUCUGGCGUCAUAAAAAAACCUGUGGAAAGUGCAAGAGAGCAUGGUGUACUGGGACUUCCUCAGGGCCUCUUGCGGGCCGUUCUAGGUGUUGUCGUCCAACCGGUUAGUGGUGCGCUGGAUUUUGUUUCAUUGACUGUUGAUGGGAUUGGUGCUAGCUUCACCAGAUGCCUAGAGUUCUUGAGUAACAGAUCUGCUUCAGAAAGAAUCAGAAACCCUCGUGCUAUUCGUGCCAAUGGUUUACUUGCAGAGUACUCUGAAAGAGAAGCAACCGGCCAGGUAUUAUUUUGUUCCACGCGUUCUAUUAUUUCUUAGACUGAUAAAAAAAAUGUGUUCAAGGCAAGAUUUUUACCAAGUAUUAUGAUAAACUUCAAAUUGAAAUGCCUAAUUCUUUUUUUGAGUAUAAGAGAUUAUGCACUGAAGACAACUUUUUGCUAAAGCAUUAGUAAAAGAUUACGAUUUAAAUCUUAUAUUCUUAUUUAGACUGAUAAAAAAAGAAUGCCUAUGCGCUAGAGUAUGUCUAUGCACAAGAGACAAGAUUUUGUCUUGGGUACUAGUGAAAAAAUUCCACUUAACCACUGUAUGUCUAUGCUCUUCCUAGAUGAUCCUGUACCUUGCUGAGACCAGUAGGCACCUCGGUUGCACUGAUUUAUUCAAGGAGCCGUCAAAGUACGCCUGGUCUGACUUCUAUGAAGAUCACUUCCUUUUGCCUCAUCAAAGGAUCCUUCUCAUCACAAACAAACGUGUCAUGCUAUUAUUGGUAAGAUAAUGGUUAUCCUAGUUUUGAUUCCAUCCAUCACUCCGAUUUAACUCCAUCUGAUUCCCCAUCACUUCAGUGUCUGGAUCCAGAGAAGAUGGACAGAAGGCCCUGCAAGAUAAUCUGGGAUGUGCAGUGGGAAGAACUCCUGGCCUUGGAGUUGGCAAAAGCCGGCUGCCCAAAACCAUCACACCUGAUCAUUCAUCUCAAAAACUUCAGAAAGUCAGAGAGUUUUGUGCGGCUUGUUAAGUGCAGCUUUGACAUCGAGGACGAUCAAGACCCUCAGGCUGUCAGGAUCUGUUCGGCGAUCCACAAGACAUGGAAAGCCCAUCAGCUGGACAUGAAAACCCUAACACUGAGGGUCGGUUAUGCUUUAUCCAUUCCCAAUUUAUCAAAUUUAGUGUUGUCUAAAAGGGUCUUCCCUGUUCCGACAAAACAGUCUGUGACAUGAUCUACUAUAGGUUCCUUCAAGCCAGAGAUAUGUGCAAUUUGCGUGGGAUGAAUCAACCGGUGGGGACUCUGAGAGACGAAUCAAAUCUGCGGUCAAGACUAGGAGACUUGUCUCCUCUAGUUCUUUCCUCGAUGAGAGGAGGUUUGUGAAGCACGUUGUGAACUUCCAGAAGAUAUGGAGCAGUGAGAGGGACUCACAGGUCCGGUGCAUAUUAUACCCAAAACAGGUGCUCUGUCAAAAUCCUCAAGAGUUUUCAGUCUUGCCUUUAAUGAAAUUACCAACAAUUCCAUGCUCCUGUAGGUCGCGGAUGAUGCUAUGGUUUGCACUCUCUGGAGGCCAGUUUGCCCUGAUGGGUAAUGAGCUAUUUCUACAACCUUUUGUCCGCAUUUAGAAAUCCAUAUUUCCAAGUACAUGUUAGGGUUAUUGGGCCAUCCAACUGAAAACCAAUUGGAAAUGGAUGGAGUAGGCCCAUGCUUAUGAUCACAGGUUUAUUUAUAUAACAGCUAAUGUGGGAAUAUUCUUAAGCACUCCCGCUCAGUUGCAAGCCAAUUCAUUGAAAUGUGUCAUGCAUUCAGCCCAUAGGCGAUCAUGAACUGUAAUACCGCGUUACAGUUAUCAUGCCACACACAGCUCAAAACCAGUUGCCCAUGAGUGUAGUAGGCUCGUAUUUAGAGUGGCAACUUUAUUUCUACUUUAGCUAAUACGCGACCAUUCUUAAGGGAGCAUUAUCGUUGUUCUGGUUCGCAAUAUAUCGUAAGAUUACUUACUAAUCAUGUAGAUCUUCUGACAUGGGCGACUAAUUUUCAAAUAGGUAUGUCCCUAUUGGUGAUAUAGCCCGGGCCGGAAUCCAUCCACCAACCGUUGCUGCAGUAUACAGAGAUUCAGAAGGGAACUUUGCUGAGCCUAUGGGUUAUGACCUGGUAACAAUCCUAGUCUUUGGCUCCUCAUAUUAUGUCUUUGCAUAACUUCCUCCUGAGAAUCAUGGCUUUCCCAGUCUGAAUCGUCUGAUUGAUACUUCACAAUAUAAGCUAAUACCAUGUGGAAGAACUCUGAACUAGAUAUAUAAAACGAGAAAGCAGUACGUCAGCACAUGAUCAGUGCGCUUUUUUCUGUCUACCGGCAUCUCAGCUAAGUAAUCUAGGUCGAAAAACAAUGAAUAUUCUGCUUGUUUUGAAUUGCUUCAGUUGAUGACUUCUAGAGUAAAAGUUAUUCGAGUUGAAUGGUUUUUUGCUAUAUUCGCAUUUCAAUUCCAAGCCACUUUUUUUUUUUUUGGGAUAUGUUAUCAUCUUGAUUGAUAGACCACCCCUCACAGCACCUGAAAAAUCAAAUGAAAAUUGAAUACUCUUUUCUUUGUGAAAGAGAUUUCAUAAGAUUCAAAUCGGCCAAUGGAGGGUAAUUAAUGAACACGUAUCUCCAGACUAUUGAAGGUGAAGGAAACCAUGAUUCCUUAGAACUAAAGGAUACAACUCUGUAAUCCAGGCAUUGAAAUUGACUGACUUUCAUGGUUAUUAAAGGUUCGAAGAGACCCUUCUCAGAUUAAGAGGAACAGCUACUUUCUCACCCUGGAGCACAGAGCAAUGACUACCCUCUUUCUAUCUCUGGAAAACAGCUCUGCUGCCCAAAGAUUCUGGCUAGUCCAUUCUUUGACCUAACCUUUACCAAACCUGAGCAUCUAAAUCCAUUCACCGCCAAGAACUACCACAAACCAGCAAUCUCUGGCCUGGCCCAAUUCCAAAUUAGCCACUCAAAAUGACCAAUUGUGUGUAUUUUUGGCAAGGAAUGGUGCAUACAUAUAACGGCAUGCCUUUUCCCAUGAGUCCACAGGUUUGGAGAAACUGCGCUGAAGAUUAUGUCACCCCUCUGUCGAUUUGGAGUCCAAGACCUCCAGAGGGGUUCGUUUCCGCUGGGUGUGUUGCAGUGGCGGGCUUCGAAGAGCCCAGACCGGAAUCCGUGUACUGCGUGAGCAGAAGCCUCUCUGAGGAAGCUCCCUUUGAGGAACAGAUGGCGUGGGCUGCCCCAGACUCGUAUCCCUGGUCAUGCUACGUUUACCCAGUCCAAAGUGAGGCUCUGCAUUUCGUCGCCCUGCGACAGCCCCGGGAGGACUCCAACUGGAGGCCCAUUAGGGUUUCAGAGCCACCAGAAGAAGCCCGGGAGCCUGGCAGCAGCCGGAGGGCAGAGAAAGCCGAAGAGAAAUCAUCCGCAGAAUCUGUACAUGAUUUUGAUGGACAGAUAAACCCUCUAAAGACGUCUCAUUAA
This is a messenger RNA of Spirodela intermedia, 43636 nucleotides long. Lineage: Eukaryota; Viridiplantae; Streptophyta; Magnoliopsida; Alismatales; Araceae. The record is from the annotation of a GenBank genome assembly.